CUUUCCCCUGCCCAUACAAUUUUAUUCUGUCACUACUUCUCUCUCUCCUCCAUUUUUCAACUGCAAUUUCUAUCUGCAAAAAAUAAUAAUUUCUCUCUUUAUACAACACUCACAUGCCCUUGAUUAUCAUAUAUAUAUAUAAACAUUUUGAUCUGAGAGUCAACAUUUGCUAGGGUUUAUUCAAAAUCCUUCAUAAACUCACAAUUCGUCGAAUUCCCACAAAAAAAAAAAAAAACAAUUCUUUUUUUUAAUUUUGUUUAUCUGUGGCUAAUUUUUCCUCGUUUGAUUCAUUUCUACGAGUAUCAAUUAGCCCAUUCAACCCCUAAUUUCUAUAAUCCCCAUAUACAUAUAUAGAAAAAAGGAGUUUUUAUUUUUUUAUUUUUAUUUUAUAUUUAAGGGUUUUUCAUUUGAUAUAAAGAGAUAUGAUGGGGAGUGGAUUACAGUUUAAUGGUAGUUUUAACGGUGAAGAUCGGUUUUAUAGUGCUGCUAAAGCUCACCGUAAUGUUAAUCGGAGUUUUAACGGUGCUGACGUGGCAGUUAAGAGUGACGUGGCUGUUAAGCCCAAAAUGAAGGCCGAUGACUCGCCGGUGGCCGGAAAGUUAUCGCCGGCGACGGCGGAGGAGGGUGUUUUGGGGAUAUGUAAUUUAGAGCGGUUUUUGAAAUCUGUUACUCCUUCUGUACCUGCUCAAUAUCCAUCUAAGACAACUAUGAGGGAUUGGAAGACGUGUGAUGUGGAGUUUCAGCCUUACUAUGUGCUUGGCGACUUAUGGGAGUCGUUUAAAGAAUGGAGUGCAUAUGGAGCUGGAGUUCCGUUGGUGUUGACUGAAGGUGAUAGUGUAGUUCAGUACUAUGUGCCCUAUUUGUCUGGUAUUCAGUUGUAUGGUGACUCUACAAAGGCUUCAGUCAAAACAAGGCGACCAGGUGAGGAAAGUGAUAGUGACUAUUUUCGGGAUUCUAGUAGUGAUGGAAGCAGUGACUCUGAACACGAGAGACGUUGCUUGAAUUAUACAAGGGAGCAACGGUUGUAUCAUAGCCAAACAAGUGAAAGCUCUCUUAGUGUAGACGGUUUGUCAUUAAGAGACAGAAAUGCUACCUUCCAAGAAGGAUUUUCAAGCGAUGAGAGUGAAUCUGGGUCUUCUCAAGGUGCCUUGUUGUUUGAGUAUCUUGCGCACGAUCAACCUUAUGGCCGUGAACCUUUGGCAGAUAAGAUAUCUGAUCUUGCUCAACGCUUCCCGGAAUUAAAAACGAUGAGAAGUUGUGAUCUCCUUCCUUCCAGUUGGAUUUCUGUAGCCUGGUAUCCAAUUUACCGGAUACCUACGGGACCUACUUUAAAAGCUUUGGACGCCUGUUUUCUGACCUUUCAUUUUCUUCAUACACCCACAACAGGAAGUCCAAGUGCUCAUGCUGCGGUUGUAACAUGUCCGAGUGAUUCGGAUGGGGCCCCUAAGGUCCCAUUACCUACUUUUGGCCUUGCUUCGUACAAGUUUAAAGCCUCACUUUGGACUCCAAAUGGCGGACCUGGAAGACAGUUGAUGAGCUUCCUCUUACAGGCUGCUGAUAACUGGCUAACACAGCUUCAGGUCAAUCACCCAGACUUCAGUUUCUUCUGCCAAAGGUGAAACUAGAUAUUCUCCUCGGCCAGUGGUGAGAGAACCACUCUGUGCUUGAUGCAGCUGUUGUUUUUGUGAGGAAGAGAUGGGUUAAGGAUUCACUCUAUAA
This is a messenger RNA of Lycium ferocissimum, 1719 nucleotides long. RefSeq lists its product as uncharacterized. Lineage: Eukaryota; Viridiplantae; Streptophyta; Magnoliopsida; Solanales; Solanaceae. The coding region runs from base 423 to 1619 and encodes 398 amino acids. The transcript has 6 exons. The record is from RefSeq and is a predicted model, not a curated record.